This is a messenger RNA of Chelmon rostratus (copperband butterflyfish), 6013 nucleotides long. It is a transcript of the gene acvr2aa, whose product is annotated as activin A receptor type 2Aa. Gene Ontology annotation, molecular function: activin receptor activity; ATP binding; activin binding. Gene Ontology annotation, cellular component: activin receptor complex; plasma membrane. The transcript is spliced from 11 exons. Gene Ontology annotation, biological process: cellular response to growth factor stimulus; activin receptor signaling pathway; protein phosphorylation. The record is from RefSeq and is a predicted model, not a curated record. The coding region runs from base 1087 to 2649 and encodes 520 amino acids. Lineage: Eukaryota; Metazoa; Chordata; Actinopteri; Chaetodontiformes; Chaetodontidae.
CAUCUUACCUCUGCUCGCACAGGCAGGGAGGGAGUGGGCUGAGGACUGAGAGGAGCCCCGGCGGGCAACAACAGCGGAGAGGAGCCCCAGCGGGGAGGAACGGUCCUCGGAUGUUUGUCUUCAUUGCGUUCCACCCCCACACGGAGAGAAACCUACACGGUUGUGGUUGUGGUUUGUGGUUUUCCUCUUCGGUGUCCGGUUCGAAAACCCGCUCCCAUCAAACCAGUCAGGCUGCUAGCAGCGGAGCUAAGCUAACGGCUAGCCGGGCCAUCUUGCUGUUCGAUGGCCCAGCUGUGGUAGUCGGCGGCGGAUUGAGGACUGUAGCUUCGCUUGGUAACAUUUUGGCUGGUGGUGGAGGGCUGUUUUCCUGGCGUGGACUGAUCCAGGAUCACAGCACCAAGACAAUGUUUGGACUAGCGUGCCAGAGUCUUAUUUUACUUGUUAGCAUGUCGUGAACACACUGGUCAACUUUUCCUUCUCUGUGACGGUUAGCUCUGAGAAAAAGUGGAAGUUUUAAGAAAUAAGAGGAAUCUGGAGCAAUUUAAACAGCAGCUAUUUUAGCUAACGUCAUUAACGGAUGGAAGUCGACACGAUCCCGCUUUGGAAAUCCGAUAAAUCAGUGCGAAUCGAUAAAAAAAUGUCGUGUUUGAUGCCGGAGAAGAAAGCUGUUCAUCUGCUCGACAUUUGGACUGAAAUGCCAACUGAAAAGCCAACGUUACUGGUGACAUUAGCUUCUCUUCCGCAGUGAAUCGGCCUGUUCAGAUGCCUUUGAUCCCGAUGAACAGAGCUAAAAGUCGGGUUGUUCGGUGGUGCUUCCUGCUAACACAUCCAGCUCUCUGACCGGGCCUGUCCUCAGAUUAUCGGGUUAUACCUGCAGCUCCGGAUUCACCUCAUUUCACGCUGGUUACAUGUGACCGACUGAUCACGGUAAACCGUUAAACGGGACUGAAUUCACAGUUUGGACAGUGACAUGUUGAAGGUACUCGGUGUUCAGCACAAGACGGAAAGAGUUUAAAGGAACGCUAAUCCUGGUUGUCUUCGCUUUGGGAUUAUAAAAGAAAUUGAGGAAAUUCCUCUGGAUCCACGAUGGGAUCAGCGACCAAACUGGCUUUCAGUGUUUUCCUCAUCUCGUGCUCCUCAGGUGCAAUCCUGGGCCGCUCAGACACUCAGAAGUGCAUCCGCUACAACUACAACCCUUCGUCCUCGUCUGUGUCGGAGGAUCAGGGGAACCUCAGCAGGGUGGUCACCUGUGUCGGAGAGAAAGAUAAGAGACUUCACUGCUUCGCGACCUGGAAGAAUGUGUCCGGAGUGGUCCAGGUGGUCAAACAGGGCUGCUGGCUGGAUGACGUCAACUGUUACGACAGAAGUGAAUGUGUGGAAAAGAAAGAUGCUCCUGAAGUCUUCUUCUGCUGCUGUGAAGGACGUUUGUGUAAUGACAAGUUCUUCUACAUUCCUGACAGCAACCAGCCCCCGAUACCAACAACCAACAAACCAGUGACAGCGAAGCCUCCUGUGCUGACCACUCUGAUGUACUCACUGGUUCCCAUCAUGGCCGUCACUGCCAUUGUUCUCUUCUCCUUCUGGAUGUAUCGGCACCACAAACUGGCCUACCCACCUGUUCUGGUGCCCACACAGGACCCAGGCCCUCUGCCCCCCUCCCCCAUCCUGGGCCAGAAGCCCCUGCAGCUACUGGAGGUCAAAGCCAGGGGGCGCUUCGGCUGCGUGUGGAAGGCUCAGCUCCUGGGAGAAUACGUCGCUGUCAAAAUCUUCCCCAUCCAGGACAAGCAGUCGUGGCAGAACGAGUACGACAUCUUCAACCUGAACGGGAUGAGACACGAAAACCUGCUGCAGUUCAUCGGAGCUGAGAAGAGAGGAAGCAACAUGGACGUGGAGCUGUGGCUCAUCACCGCUUACCAUGAGAAGGGUUCACUGACUGACUACCUGAAAGCAAACGUCCUCUCCUGGUCUGAACUGUGUCUCAUCGCUCAGUCAAUGUCUCGUGGUCUCGCCUACCUGCACGAAGACAUACCUGGACACAAGGAUGGACACAAACCUGCCAUCGCACACAGGGACUUUAAGAGUAAGAACGUUCUGCUGAAGUCAAACCUCACCGCCUGUGUCGCUGACUUCGGCCUUGCUCUCAGGUUUGAGGCGGGAAAAUCUCCUGGUGACACACAUGGACAGGUGGGGACCAGGAGGUACAUGGCCCCAGAGGUCUUGGAGGGGGCCAUUAACUUCCAGAGAGACGCCUUCCUGAGGAUAGACAUGUACGCUCUGGGUCUGGUGUUGUGGGAGCUCGCCUCACGCUGUAAAGCUGCUGAUGGUCCAGUGGACGAGUAUAUGCUGCCGUUUGAGGAGGAGGUGGGUCAACAUCCAUCACUGGAGGAUAUGCAGGAGGUGGUGGUGCACAAGAAGCUGAGACCGGCGCUCAGAGAGUGCUGGCAGAAACACGCCGGUCUGGCAGUCCUCUGUGAGACCAUUGAGGAAUGCUGGGAUCACGAGGCCGAAGCUCGGCUGUCGGCCGGCUGCGUAGAGGAGCGCGUUGUGCAGAUGCAGCGGCAGACGAGCAUCGCGGCGCCCCAGGAGAUUGUCACAGUUGUCACCAUGGUAACCAACGUGGACUACCCGCCUAAAGAGUCAAGCUUAUGACACAGCGGAGGACCGAUCAGGAUGGAGCACGGACUCCCUCAGUGAGCGUUGUCUGUCUCUGAUUCAGGCGGGGUCUAGCUGGUCAGGUGACCUGGACGUACACGUGGUGGAGAGUCUGUCUCGCUCUCUCUCUGCGGGAUGAGCGACCCUCUGACAUCAUUUCCUCUUUUGUAUUACAAAUGAAAGACUUCCUGGACGGACGUUUUCUACGAUCAAGUGACACUAAACAGUCUGUUUGGUUUCAGCUGUAGUUUUUGUUUCUCUGAAUGACGUGAUGCCAAUAAGACGCAGCUUCUGAAUGUCCCUGUCACUGCUGUAUAUAUCGAAAUGUAUACGGAUAUAUUUACAUCGUCACCUGAGAGUCAGAGAGGUUAAUAAUCAGGUUAUUGAUCCAGACAAAGUCUUUACACAACAAAAAUACUCGGAGGAGAAACGGCUUUGAUUCUCUGCGAGCUAAAGCUGAGACAUGUGAAAGAUUAAAAUGUUGAAUUCUAAUGAAAUCAAAGAAAGAAAUGAAAUGUGUCACAUGUUCUACUGGAAGCUGAUUAUUUUAUAUGUUGUCUUGGUUGGUAGUAUGGAAAUGUAGUCACAGCUGUAAGCUGACUUUCUCUACUUUAUCCUUUUCUGGACUCUUUCAUGGCCAGACUUCAGCUCAUCUCUGCAACAGCUCAAAGUGAAGGACAGAAAACUGACUGUUUAUUUAUUCAUCUUCAGUUUAUUCACCUGUCGAGUCAUCACCUUGGAAACUGAUGGACUGUUUUCUGAUGAUGUCGAAGCUAAAUUAGUCACCGAGUCAUUGAAAAAUGAUUUUAUAUUGAUCGAUAAUGAAAGUCAUCUCUCGUUACAGCCCCAGUAACAUCUGUUGUUUUUCUUUGUUAGACUUAGUUUUAAUUGUGAUCUUAAAUAGAAUUCGCUCUAAACUCUGAAUCAAAAGGACAAUCAACACACCUUUUUAAUUUUUAGAAAAUGUUUGUUCAGAUGUUAAUCAGAAGUCCGGUUCCUCCUGUCGAUCAGCGGAUCGAUGACACAGAGUCAGUCUUCUGUGAGACGACCAUCAGACUGUGAUGACGAGUGCGAAGAAGAAAAUGUGAACAUCAGAAAGUGAUGAAUAUUUAAAGCUCGUCAUCAUUCGUCUGUCUGUGUUUGACUCGAGACAUUUUAAUGUUCUUCUCCAAUAUUUACUGUCGGUCUCCUGUUUUCAGUCUGUUUGAUUGUAUGGAGCCUCAAAACUGACAAAAUGUAGUGAAACAUUAUCAAACAAGUCAAAAAUCAAAUUGAUUUUAUGUAAGUGACAAGGACUGAUGUGACAAAGUUUGUCUGAAGAAGAAAAAGGACAAAAUAAAUCCACUCAGCUCAAAUAUGUCAAAGUGAAAUUGGAAUUUAUGAAAAAAAUAAAUUGUGCAAAUGUUGUUGAGGGAAGACGGAAAAAUUAAAUGUCUAUUUUUAUCAGAAAGAAGAAAAAUGGGAAAGCUCAUGAAUCAAAAAAUAAGAGUAAAUAGUUUUAUGUAUAUUAUCAAAUUAUUUCAGGUAAAGGACAAAAAAGCUUUUUAUUUCUUGUUCUGCUCUUUUUAAUUGUUGAACAGUAUAAUUUAUUGAUGUUAUAUUUUUUACUCAUAAUCUUUUGUCGGCUUCGUGGCUCCGUACGUUUGGAUUUCAAAAUGUCUCAGGAAAGACUUUGUUUUAUUGUAUUUAGGCCAAAAACUCUUCUUUGACGUUCACUGUUUGUUUCUGCCGAGAUAACGAACGUACUCGGCAGCAUCGUCACGUCGCUCGUUACCCAGGAGGCUUUUCUCGCCGCUGCCUGAGACUGGGACAACUUUGAGUUUUAGGACAGUUUAUAGCAAAACAAUCUGCUGAUACCAGUUUCAACACAACCUGCAGCGUCGUUUUUGUCCCAUGAGAAUUUGAUCGAAGGAGCAAACGUCUGUUCUGAUGUUAAAUGACUCGAUGUGACUCGACCUGAGGUGAUGUGAUGUGACUCGACUCGAUGUGAGACGAUGUGACUCGACAUGACGUGUUUCAGCUUCGUGUAACAUGACGUGACUCGACCUGAUGUGACUCGAUAUGAGGUGACAUGAUGUGACUCGACAUGACAUGUUUCAGCUUCAUGUAACAUGACGUGAGUCGACCUGACGUGACUCGACAUGAUGUGACUCGACCUGACGUGACUCGAUAUGAGGUGACAUGAUGUGACUCGACUUGAUGUGAGACGAUGUGACUCGACCUGAGGUGACAUGAUGUGACUCGACAUGACGUGUUUCAGCUUCGUGUAACAUGACGUGACUCGACCUGAUGUGACUCGACCUGACGUGACUCGAUAUGAGGUGACAUGAUGUGACUCGACUUGAUGUAAGACGAUGUGACUUGACAUGACAUGUCUCAACUUCGUGUAACAUGAUGUGACUCCGCAUGACAUGACUCGACCUCAUGUGACUCGACCUGACUUGACUCGACAUGAUGUGACUCGACACGUGACUUGGCGUGAUGUGAUGCGAUUUGACACACCACGAUGUGAGUGGACUUGAUGCGACGUGACAAGACGAUACGACACGACGGGACUUUGUGUGACACAACGUGAUGUGACACGGCGGGACACGACACGGUGUGACACGAUGCAUCACGACGCAGCCGUCGGGCGCCGCGACCCUUUAAAGUCGCCUCCAUCGGGCUGACGUGAUGUUUGUUCAGAAUCAGAAGCAGAGAGGCGUUCAGGGACCCACGGCUCAGUCAGACCUGUCACACCUGGCUGUGGUCUGAUCUUCUAACAGGUGUGUUGAAGCUGAAGCAGCUCAGACUGGUUUCCAGUUCAAACUGGUUUUUUUCUAUAAGGUCAGAGCAGCUGUGAAGACAAAGUGUGGAUCUUUCUUCCUCCUCUCUCUGAUGGUUGUGUCUGACGGUCAGAUGGAAAUCAAACCUGCACAGUUUGUAAAUAUGAAUGUUGUGAUUUUAGCAUGAGUUUGUUUUUUAUGGAGAAAAAAUCCUUUAUAAUAAUAUGACAAAUAGAUUUACGUUGUUUAUUUUAUAUGAUGUAAAAACAAUCUGAGUUUAUUAAUCAAUGUACUCAGAACACUAACUUCCUGUGUGUGCGUGCGUGCGUGCGUGCGUGCGUGCGUGCGUGCGUGCGUGCGUGUCAGAUACCUCAGUAGUCCCUGCUGGUGCUCAGCUCUCAUCAUGACAUCAUCCUCCUUCCUGUUGUUUCCUGUUUGGUUUGAUUUGUUUUUUCAUUUCUGUUGAAACGACAGAAACUCGUAUCUCUCUCUCUCUCUUGUAAUUAUGUGACACAGCGUUACGAACUUUGUUCUUCGGUGAGUUUGAUGCCCUUCUUUAAUUCAUUCUGUGUGAAUAAACCAUCAUGCUUGUUGGA